GACUCCGAUUCCAUAUCGUUCCCGGAGAAACACGAUUGCCCCUUAAGAGGAGGGCUCUUAUCGCUUAUCUAACGACGCGGGUGCGACCGCAAGCAGUCCAGAAGUUUUGUACUUAAAUUAGUCGCAACUCGUAGCCCCAGACCGUUGGUGUUAGCUGAUUGCACGCUCGGACUUUUAAUCUGGUAAAAAUGGUCGUAACGUGUGAGAUCAGCUUCGAAAAUAAUAUACACGGUACCUUCUACGCCGGUCAACUUGUCAACGGCUGCGCAACCCUCAAAUGCGACAGGUCAAAGGAGGUUCAAGCUGUGUUGCUCAAGGUGGUCGGAUACUCUAUAACCAAAUGGAGCGAGAAGAGUCUGGGGUCGUCAAAGCUAUAUGCGGGCCGUGAGGAUUAUCUAGCAUCCAACACUUAUCUAUUGGGUUCCGAGCAAAAUAAUAACAGACACACCAUUCAGGCUGGGGUGCACAACUACAACUUCGCCUGCCAGCUGCCUUACCAAUGUCCAUCGUCCUUUGAGGGCCGCUAUGGGUGCAUCCGCUACAUAGUCAAGGUGCUGCUCAUUAGACCAUGGAAGUUCGAUCAGGCCUACACUAAGGCCUUUACUGUCCUCAAGAUGCUAGAUCUGAACUUUGACACACCCCAGCUUAGGUUGGCCGCUCACAGCGAAGGGUACCGCACAUUCUGCUGCGGUCCCUGCAAGACGGAUCCCCUGAAACUGGAGCUUAACCUGCCACAAGCGGGCUACGUGCCGGGUCAGAAAAUUCCCGUCACCGUGGUGGUGGUCAACAACACUUCCGUGGCCGUCUCCGAGCUCCGGCUCUCACUCGUAAUGCUGGUCAGGUACUACAGCGUCAGCCCGGAACACUCCCGGGUGGAACGGAUCAUAAUUUCGCGAGCCAAGGGGGACUCGGUGCUGAAGCAGUGCACCCGAUCCCUGAACAUCGAACUCCCCGUGCCCUCCACUCCGCCGACCUGCGUGGAGCUGAGCAACAUCAUCCAGAUCGCCUACCAACUGGAGGUGGAGGCUCUGGUGAAGAGUCUACGGGAACAGCAGCUGAUGGUCAUGCCGGUAACUGUUGGAACUAUUCCUCUGGCAGUGUCCGGCAUAGUGGUUCAACAGCCUCCUCGGCGUAGUGCGCACUACGAAGGACCUCAAUCCAGGAGAGAUCCUCCCGACGAGCUGCCCAUGGUAACUGCCCUUGGUAGUGUGCCUCACGAUCUGACGCACAGCCCUACUGUUGCAGCACUUCCAAAAUAUGAGGAAUCCCGACACACGCAGCGUGGCAAUAUCAACGAGGAAGAACUUCACGCCUUUGGGAUCAACGAGUUUGCGCCCCUUUAUCCUGUAUAUAGUAUACCCAGUCCUAUGCCAGUGAUUUCAGCAGAUACUCGAAAUGCGGGAUUCGUCAAUCAAAGCUUUCUCAAAUGAGCAUGGCGCUUUACUUGUUUAAACCAGUUCUAAAUUUAAAAUGCUUUAAUCGACAGUUGUUAUUGUUGUAAGUUAACGUAAGCAACAGUAAAUUUAAUUAAAACAUGUACAGUCAUCGUCGUAAUUAAAAAAAAACAAUGUUUUCUUAUUUUAAACACUAGACAUUCAA
Drosophila gunungcola (fruit fly) is the source of this 1599-nucleotide messenger RNA. Its product is annotated as arrestin domain-containing protein 17. The transcript has 5 exons. The record is from RefSeq and is a predicted model, not a curated record. Gene Ontology annotation, biological process: protein transport. NCBI's taxonomy places the organism in Eukaryota, Metazoa, Arthropoda, Insecta, Diptera, Drosophilidae. Gene Ontology annotation, cellular component: cytoplasm. The coding region runs from base 189 to 1430 and encodes 413 amino acids.